CACUUCUCGUGAUUUGUCAGUUUUGCGCUGUUGCUUUUACAACGUUUAAGAUUUUAUCAGUGAAAGGUUAUGUUCGAUAUAAAGGUAUUUGAAUCUAGGCCUUCGUAAAAAAAAGAAAAAAGAAAACUUAAAGUAUAAGAAGAGGUGUUCAACAAAAAAGAUAAAACAAUUGGAAAUUUUCACGAAAUAUUUACGUGGAAAGAGGUUAUAAUACGCUGCAAGGAUGUGCGUAGUACGAUAAGUACAAGUUUUUCAUAUUUCAGUAUUCCUAUAUUACUUCGAUUGAAUAUAUUUAUAUUAUACGAUGGAAAACAGUUUUCGUAUAAUUUAUGCCUUUUCCAUUAUUUUCAUUCGAUUUCCAUUGUAUUAUCUUCAUCCAUUAGAAAAUACUUCUGUUACGUACGAUAUCAAAAAUCUCUGUGAUAAUCCCAUCAAAGAUUUCUUUCGAAAUGAAUCGAAAUAUAAAACAAAUUGUUCGGUGAAUUAUUCAAAGGAAAUAAAUCAAUUAAAGGUUACAGAAACUAAUAUAGAAAUAUUUGUAUGUUUGAGAACAUAUGAAAUUAUAAAUAAAACCUGUACUAUUGGAAAACAAAAAGUAUGGGUCAAUAUAAUUCAUGAUAAGAAGAAAUUAGAUUCGAUGAUUCAAAAUUUAACCGAGACUAUUUUCAAUGAUUUGGAUAUGAAUAAUCAUUGUUUAAGUUUAUCAGAAUUUUUACCUACAAAUACAGAAUUACAAUCUCCAUUGGAAACAUUGAGAGAAUCAUUAAACGAUACUUUCGUAUGUAAAAAGGUAUGUUUUGAUUUGUAUAAGAAAAUGAUACCAUUAUGUGCAAUAUUGGAAUUGAUCAAUAAAAUAGACAAAGAGAUUGUAAAUCAUAUAAAAAUGAAUUAUAUUAAUGUGAAAGUUGAUGCAAUCAAUGAGAAUAUUAGUAAUUUAAAAAAAGCUAAAGAAAAUCAAACAAAUCAUAGAAAUCAAUCAAGUUUACAUCAAGAUGAAACGACUAAUAAUGUGAAAAUUGUCAAACCAUUGAAAAAAGGAAUAGAAAUGAAAAAAAUUUUGAGCAAUAAUAGCUCUAUUAUUUCUAAUAUAUCUAUGAAUAAUGCAAAUGAUAAUGAUACAAAUAAUAAUGGAAAUCUUAAAUACAUGAGUAAUCAACAGAACAAAGUUGUAAAAUCUAAAUCAAAUGUCAAUGAGGUAAAUUUACAAUCAAUAUCUGCUUCUACGAAUGUUUAUAAUCAAGAGUUAUAUAAAACACCAUCUCAAUUAGACUAUGUUGAUAAACAAUCAAUUAAUAUCAAUAAUAGCCAAGAACCACCUCCAAAUAUUGAAAAAGUUGAUUCAAAAAGUAAAAAGGAAGAUAAAAUAGAUUUAGAGGUAAAAUCAGAAAAUCCUGAAAUAAAUUCAUCUUUACAAAAUAAACAAACAGAUACUAAAACCACUGUACCAUCCAAUAAUACACCAAUCAUUGAAAAUAUUGAAAGUUCUACUCAUAUCAAUGAUGAACAGCAAUCCAAUCAACCAGAUAGUACAGAUCAUUCUAUUAAUGAAGAUAAUCUAAGUGAUAAAACUAGAACUCAAAAAGAAAAUUAUUCCAAUAUUAAGAAUGAUGAUGAAUCACAUUUCCUUACUUAUUUUGCCAUUAUAUCACUUGGUUUUAUCGCUGGUUACAUUGGAUAUCAUAAUAAGCAAAAGAUAUUGGCGAUAGUAUUAGAAGGACGUAGGUCAAAAAAUAAUCGAGGUAGACGACGUCCUAGUACCGCAAAUUAUCGUAAACUUGAUUGCACAUUAGAAGAAGCAGUUACCUCACAAUGUAAUGCAAAUGUUACUCAUGUUAUGUAUUAAUACAAAUUGUAUGUGAAAUGAUUGAUCACGUUGCAUAUUAAGGCACCAUUUCCGAUGUAAUAGAUUUUGUACUUGAGCAUCUUUUCUUAAAAUCAUUUUUCUGUUUCAUAAUGAAACAAAUAAUUAUGAUGGGGAUCACAAUUUUACGUUAAUAAUGGGACAUAACAAUAUUUAAAAAUAACAUAUAAAUUUUGUUACCAUAUGUACAUUGUGUCUCAUAAAAACUAAUAUAGCAGAAUGUUCCUAUUUACUAUUAUUGCAAUGCGAAAGUAUUUUAGUAAAUCAAAUAUUUUUAUUUGAAAAAAAAAGAAAAAAAAAGAAAGAAAAAAAAAUCUUUUUGUAUAAAAUUUAUUUCUUAUUUGAUCUCACACAUCAAAAUUACUAUGAUACGAUAUUUUCAAAACACAAUCUCAAUAUUAAAUGUUGUAGAUAAACUUUUGCUUUGAUGUGACAAUAUUUUAUUUGAAAUAUAACUAACCUUGAUAUUGGACUACAAUAAUAAAGAAAUAUAGUCCAGUUCUACUUUAAUAAGUGCAAUUCUAUACCUUUAUGUCGGCAUAUUUCUAUUGAUUCAAUAUGUAGCAUUUCGCUAGAAUUAUAUUUUAUUUUCUGUAUAUAAUGACUAAUCAUAAUAACAAAGGAUGUCUUAAGGUUAUCCGCCGUGAUGUUUAUAAUAUAUUGAUAUAUAUUGAAAAGGACAAAUUGCAAAUAUUCGAUUAUUAAUAUCAUCGAAUAUAUUAAAUAGUAUUGUAGAAGUAUUUGUCUAGAGAAACAUUGGUUUAAAUAGCUUAAAUAAUACAAAUGUAUUGGCGCAUAUUGUUCAAGCAAAAUGUAUUCACACAAUAUUGAUAUCAUUUUCCUAUUUAAUACUUACUAUUUUGAUGGAAAAUUGUUAUGUUCACAUGUGUCUAUAUGCGAUAGCAGUAAAGUCAUUUCAUUCAUAGCCCUUUUUAAUACAAUGUAAAUGAUUUAUAUUUUUUUCUUUUUUUUUUUUUUUUUUUCUCUUGAAAGAAAGAAUGCCGUCCACUUACACACGGUUACGACAUAUGAACUUAAUAUCAUAAUUGCAGAAUACCUGUGUGAUAAGUGUCUCAUGACAGUUUGACCAUUCAUAUUAUAUGCACAAAUUGUUACGUGGAUACUUAUGAUAAUGUAUUUUAAUCAUAGCUGCGAUUUUUAUGAAAUGUUCCCAAAAUAAACUUAAUACCUAAUCCACUUAAUA
Molecule: messenger RNA, 3065 nt
Organism: Vespa mandarinia (Asian giant hornet)
Lineage: Eukaryota; Metazoa; Arthropoda; Insecta; Hymenoptera; Vespidae
Source: RefSeq, a predicted model, not a curated record